Darwinula stevensoni is the source of this 1260-nucleotide messenger RNA. The record is from the annotation of a GenBank genome assembly. Lineage: Eukaryota; Metazoa; Arthropoda; Ostracoda; Podocopida; Darwinulidae.
AUGAAACUGGCGACGAUGAAGAUCUACGCAAAAUGCCUGCGGCCGGACAUUGAGUACAAGACGCUGAGUAUAAGCUACCAGACCACCUGCCGGGAACUCAUCCACACCCUUCUGUCCAAGUACAAAAUGAAGCACCGAGAUCCCAAUCUCUUCUACCUCACCAUGGAGGUGUUGAUCCGCAAGACAGGAGUUCCCAUCCGGACGCUAAUGGUGCUGGAUGACGAGGCGUGUCCGGCGGAGCUUCAGUCUUGUCACCCACGAGGAGAGUCGAAAUUUGCCUUGCAGAUGCGACGAGGGGGUCUCGUCAAGGUCCACGAUGCCUGUCUCAUGCCCGGCUCGCAGUACAAAAGCCUGCUGAUUUCGGAAAAGACGACGGUGGACGAGCUCAUCCAACUCCUUCUCAACUGCUACAACAUCAAGGAACCUCUCAGUAGAUUCUCCAUCCAUGAGGCGAUGCAGAACAGGGGUCUAGAGAGGAAACUUCACCCCGAUGAUUGUCCAUUGUCUGUGGUACAAAAUUGCCCGGAGCCCAGAACCACGGCCCUGGUCAUCAGGAGAAACCCGGAACCCCCUCCACGCAGGAAGCUGUUGUGGAGCAAAAGCCUGGAGCUAUCGAUGUCGAGGUCAUCGGAUCGAAGUGAAACCUCCUCGCCCUCAAGUCCCGUGAAGACUCCUUCGUCAUAUCGAAAUUAUGAGAAUUACUUCUAUAUCUGAUCUCCUUUGUCCCGGAGGAAGAAGGGGGUGUGCACUAGACCAAAGAUGUUUUUCCCUUCCCGAGGUUAUCGCUGGGAUUUCUUUCUUCUCGAAGCAGCUCUUGGAUUUUUUUCCUCCCGCGUCGGUACGUGAAUACUCCGAAUCUCCUUCGACUCAGGAUCUCAUCGGCUGUUCUGUGGGUUUUCUUUUCGGGGUUUCCCGGUGUAAUCUGAGACGAUUUCCUCUGUGGAGUCCCAGUGUUUGGUGCCAUGCCCUGUCUCAGCAGAAACCAGAAACUGCUUCUGCUCAUUCCCUAGUCAUGUGACCGAUUCUCUCUUUUUUUUUGUCAAGUCAGGAAGAAGAGUGACUCUGUUUCAGUGUUGUAUCAUAUAAGAAGAAUCUAUUGAGACUGUUUUCCCAAAGAAUGACAAAUUUUGGUCCACAUACUUUUUGCUAUUUGGAGAGCCUCGACUUGGGGGGGUUUGUGGGGAAGAUACAAAGAAAAAAGACCCGUGCUUCUGUUUCUCAUAUGUGGCUUGAAAAUGAAUAUUUUUAUUCCUUACAAUA